AUGCUCACAGCGCCCCGCCAAUACGCUGGCCGCCUCGCGUCCCUGCUGAUCGCCGCCGGCGCGUCGCCGAUCUGGCUGCCCGGCAUUCAAAUCACGCGGCUGCCUGCUGACCAGUUCGGCGAGCUGGAUGCUGCACUGCAUCGGCUGCACGAGUUUGACUUUCUGGCGUUCACCUCCAUAAACGGCAUCUACGCGGUGAUGGGGCGGUUGGAGAGCCUCAAAGGAAGCCCGCAGGCGGCCGUGCAAUUUGUCCGCGACAGCCGCAUGAAGCUGUGCGCCCUCGGCGCUGACGGGGACGUCUUGCAGCGGGAGUUUGGCCUGACCCUGGACGUCUCGCCCCAGGAAGCUUCCACCCAGGGCCUGGUGGCCGAGCUCGAGCGCCGCGGCGGCGCGAGGGGGGCCCGCGUGCUGGCGCCGGUGCCGCUCGUGACGGGUGGCCUGCGGGAGCCGCCCGUCGUGCCGCGCUUCAUGGCCGGCCUCGAACGCAUCGGCGCGGCCGCCACCCGGGUCCCGGCCUACCUCACAACCCCCGGCUUCCCGGGUCAGGCGGGGCUGGAGGCGUGCGCGGCUGAGAGGGAGCUGCUGCAGGAGGGGCGGGUCGCGGCCGUCGUGUUUUCGAGCACGGCUGAGGCGCAGGGCCUGUCCCGCCUUAUGGGCGGCCGGGAGGUGCUUGCUGACGCGGUGCGGCGCCACGGCGUGCUGCUGGCCGCGCACGGGCCCUGCACGGCAGCGGGCGCUUCGGAAGUCCUGGGGCUGCCGGUGCCUGUUGUCUCAAAAAGGCGAGAGUGA
Molecule: messenger RNA, 789 nt
Organism: Monoraphidium neglectum
Lineage: Eukaryota; Viridiplantae; Chlorophyta; Chlorophyceae; Sphaeropleales; Selenastraceae
Exons: 6
Coding region: 1-789 (262 amino acids)
Biological process (GO): tetrapyrrole biosynthetic process
Molecular function (GO): uroporphyrinogen-III synthase activity
Source: RefSeq, a predicted model, not a curated record